AUGGGGUGGUCAGCAGCAAAGCCACCAACCCCAAGUCCAUUGAAAACGCUCUCAUGCAGGCACUCACCAAACAGGUGCCCUUCCCAGGAGACGUCUGCACCACUCCCGAGGAAUUUGAGCAAAAAGUCAAAGAGGUCUUGCGCUGAUGCUUGCCCCGAAAGGAUGAGCGCCAGCUUUAAGCCCCCUGGACGCGUGCGGUCUCAAGUGCUCUUCCCCUCCCCAGCGAGCAACGGCAGCAGAGUGCUGUUGCAGAUACGGGAGUGUGUCUUCUCCUCUACAGAAAGCGGAAAGGCCUUUGCGGCCCUUCACAGACGAGUAGAGUGGUUUUUGCAUUGGUUUAUUGAAUCGGCGUCUUCGAUCCAUCCUGACCCCCAAUGGGUGGUGCUGCUGCCUUACCUAUGCUACCUCUCCGAUAGAGACCUUGCGAAAGCGUCUCAUGAGCCUCUAGAGAAGAGCCUGCGGGAAACGGCACGAAAGCGCGUACAAGAGAUGCGUUCGCGCGCGGAUGCUUCGGGAUGUCUGGUGGGAUUGCCCGUGUCUGAAGGGGACGCUGAGGCUGCGGAAGGCAGGGGAAGGGCCGCCUAUACAGCGCCCCCUGUUUUUGCGGCUUAUCCCGAUGCUUCCGCUGCUCUUGCUGCCGACAUGGCGGCUGUUGCUUCCGCAGCUGCGGCAGGGGCCCCUCAGCAGCGCGUAAACAGUAAGAAAGCGGGAGCAGGCGGCCGGGGGCCUAAGAGAGAGAAGGCUGCCGUUGCUACACUGGGUGCUGCCGCAGUGGAAGGUCGAUGCAAGCGAGAAGAAUCGGAAAAGAGUGGGGCAGCGAGGCCACCAGAGGGCCCGUGUGAGCUCGCCGGUAUCAUCACGCUGUACACUUUCUACGCUCUCACCGGGUACAGGCGCCGCCUCAGUCAGUGCCUUGUCUUCCCACACGUGCAAAGCAAAGGUCAGGGCUGCUGGCGAUCUCGAAGAGUUUCUGCUGCUGCGGAUGCUGGGCUAGACUGCAGGCACUAACCAGCGGCCCCCAUAAAUGUAACUGUGGUGGGCUUAGGCAUUGGGAUGCGGACGCUGGAGUUCGUCUACCAAGAUAUCAUACUUGACCCCAAAGUUAUCGAGUUCACGGUGGAAGACCCCGCCACAUCCUUCUCCCAGUUGCGGGACGUAGUGUGCCUCAAGUUGGCGGUGGAUCUGGGAAUUGUCUCUCCAGAGAUGCUGUACCCCUCGUCCCAGGGGGCAGCAGCAUCAGCAGGUCUCGUGGAAUUAGAGCCGCAGCAGCUCCGCGCGGCGACGUCCUCUUCCUCCCUAUCGGGUGUGGCCUCGGGAGGCAUGGGCUCAAUCUCCCUCCACACAGCUCCUCCCGGCGUUCCUUGUGCCGAAUGCUUUAGACGGGUGUUGAAGGAAACAAAGACUCAGGCCGCCAGACUAACGGAGAUCUUGGCCCUGGCAGCAGUUCUGCCGGAGCCUGCCCCCGAGCUUGUGCAGGAAACGCCCGUCAGCGCGGGACGAAGGGACUGGAGGCCGAGCGACGGUGCCGUGGGGUGUCCAGACACCGCACAGCAGCAGACGCCGCCGCAUGGGCACGAGGCAGCAGCAGGCCAAGGAACCUUGCGUGCUCCUUUGGCGAAGCGCGCAGCGACCCCCUGCAACCGGGGGGCCUCGGGGGGCCCCUUAUACAGCACAGCUUUCCACAGGAGUGCCCAGUGCGCAGCAGUGAGGCAGCGCGUGAAGCAGAGGCUCAAACGGGAGAGCUACGAUCUGCUCUGUGAGCUUCCGGUGCAGCAGCAGAAGGCGGACCUCGACAAGAAGUGGGCAGAAACGUACUCCAAGUAUUACAGAACGAUCGUGAAGCUGCGAAGACUUUUGGGAAGAAGCCCCGCAGCAGCGCAUCAAGAGGCGGUACAAGCGGGGGGGGGACGCUCGAAGAGGCAGAAGCCAGGCAGCGCUGGAAUGCAGUAA
Molecule: messenger RNA, 1950 nt
Organism: Cyclospora cayetanensis
Lineage: Eukaryota; Apicomplexa; Conoidasida; Eucoccidiorida; Eimeriidae
Exons: 10
Biological process (GO): subtelomeric heterochromatin formation
Cellular component (GO): nucleus
Molecular function (GO): histone H4 acetyltransferase activity
Source: RefSeq, a predicted model, not a curated record